AUUCAGGCUGUAACACAACAUAAUGUGUGAUAAGUCAAGGGGUUUGAGUACUUUAUGAAAACACCCUCAAAUAAAGGGGAAAUUCUGUACUGUCGCCUUAUAUAAAACAUUCUAUCUUAAAUCUAAAAUACUGGAGUAUAGAGCCAUACAUAUUUUUUGGGCUUCACUGUCCAAAUGCAUAUGGAGGGGAGUGUAUGACCGAUAAAUGAUUCUGAUUGUUCAGAUACCCUUACCCCUGCAACAUUAGCUCACACUUGCUGUAUGAGACUGUUGUUUAGGUUUCUGCACUCUGUGGUUUUGCUGUGCACAAGCUCCACAUUUACGUCUCUAUUCAAACAAUCCUCUGACUCAGUCACACACCUUACUGUGAAGUCAGACUAACAGUAUGUAGCUGACUGACAAAUGGCAUUGUUCAUCCCUGAUAUGGCUGGUCAUCUGUUCUUGGUCAUCCUCCUUUUUGGUGAGUUAUUUCUACAUUUCUACAGUUUCAUCAUCUGUUUGUGCUACAGGAUAUUCCUCUUCUUCUCUCCACUCUUUUUGUCUUUUAAUUGAGGAACUCUUGAUAUUUCUGAAUCUCAUGGCUAUGAUGAGUGUCUUGUAUCUUAUUCCAUUAAUCAUCUUAUUUAUUUCUCUCUAUCAUUAUUUUACAAUUUGUUGAGUUAAGAAUGACCACUGCUUGAUCCCCAUUAAUGCAUUACAGUAGAUUACGCUACUUUACCAACUUGUGUGAAGUGUUCAGGUGUCUCCUGUUAAAACAUACUUUUUGAAUGGCAGAUGAUGAUAAUCUAUUUUAUAAUUUCUAGAUACGUUCCAAUCCAUGAAAGCCCAAGGUCAGUAUCAUUAUUAUGAGUUUUUAGUUACCCAGUAAAAAUAUUAUAAUAAUCAUGGUAUGAGAUGUUUUUUCACAGUAGAGACUCACUAUCCAUCGAUGCACAGUCAUCCUGCGCCUAUCACUAUUCUUGGUAAAAUGCAGAAACCAGACAUUAGUGUCAAUGACGAAUCAUCUCAUGACAUCACUAUUGCCUGUGUACUUCCUGAGUCUGUCAGUGAUGGUCAUAGCUGUAACUUGUACACUGGAGACCAGCCUCAGGCCUACAAAGAGGCUUGGGUGAGGAGAUUUAACGCAGCAUCAUCCAAACUAUUCUGUACCUUCAGUGUUACUAAGAAUGAUCUGUUCAGGCAUCUGCAGUUGGAGAGAGAUGUGAGCUGUGACUAUAGAGUGAACACAGGGUCACACUCUCUGUCUCCCCGCAGUAAUAAAUACAUAAUUACAGGUCAGAAACCAAAUAUUACAGUCAGUCUGAAAGGGAACCUCAUCAUCACCUGUUUAAUUCCUGGCUCUGUCAGUAAUGACACCACCUGUAACCUGUAUGUUGGAGAGAAGAGUAAGUGUCUUUUUAGAGCACUAAUCAGGAAGAAGAAACACAAAGAUUCCGAAUGCUGGUUCUGUCAAUUCUCUGCGGCUGAGAGUGAUCUGAUCAGUUGUCUACAGUCAGUGAGGCGUAAGGAGGUGAGCUGUGACUACAGAGUGAGCUCAGGACCAACCUCUCUCUCUCCACGCAGUGAUUGGAACAGCUUUACAUUGGGUUUGACUCCAGGUCCUAGAUCUACUUUGCCUCCCAGCACGACAGUGAGUCCUAUAGAAGUUUUGACUGUUACUUCUACUUUGACCCCAGACACCACAGUGAGACCAACUACCAGUUUGACCUCUCCUUUGACCCCCAGCACAGCAGUGAAUCCUACAUCAGGUUUGACCUCUCAUUUGGCCCCCAGCACAGCAGUGAAUCCUACAUCAGAUUUGACUGUUAGUCCUACUUUGACAACUGACACACCAACGAGUCCAACUGAAAGAGGUCAAAGCUCCACAGACAGCAUUGUGAAUUCAAACAGUCAAAAAAGAGUUUGGGCGGUGGAACUAUGGCAGACAGCAGUGUGUAUGGCUUCUGGAGUGGGCAUGUUCUUAAUGGGAUUGACAGCUGUCUGUCUCUGCAGGAGGACCAAGAAAACCAAUUCUCUGAGACCUACAGCCAGACAGGAUGAUCACAGACAAUGUGAUUUGGUGAUGGGAGCUAUGAGCAGUGCAGGCAUGUUGGAUUCAAGGGAUGCUGGGAUCUAUUCUCUCAUCACCUCUGUACCGUCCACGUUUUUGCACUCAGGUCCUGUGCAGCAAUCUGCAAAUGAAGAUGCUGAUUCAGAGAAUGCAGGGGUCUACAGCCUGAUCACUUCUGUACCAUCCACAUCUGUACCAUUAGGUCCUUUUGAAGAAAAUGGAAAGUCAUCUGAAAACGACAAAUCUGAUACGUACCAUGUAUACAGCUCGAUCCCCGACAGACCAGCAACCUCAGCCCAGCCUGAUGGGUUUUACAGUCUUCUGCAGACACACUGAAACUACACCACUGGCUCUCUGUAUGUCUCACAGAAAUACUGUUUCUUUCAGGAUGUCCUUUAUUUAUCGCACAUCAUGUUACUGUAAAUAAGUAUCUAAAACAUCUACUACAGUACCGUUUCUAUUUAUAAGUGACAUACAGUAAGCAGCCGCUAGAGGCCCCUCCCCCCUCCAAAAACAACCGUAGGAUAGUAGAAUACACAACGUGCAGUUUCGAAAUGUGGUUCUUCGUCAGUCACUGACAGUUACUCAAUAAAUCCCAUGACAGCUAAGAUUUUAUAGAUUGCUAGGCCCAGUUAGUCUCGCCAGCUAUCUAAGCCUUGUGGUAAUGGCCGAAUUACUGCCCAGGGGCCCUGACCUCCAGGGGGCCCCCAAUAAUUCUGUUAGUCACUCUCACUCAGAUAUCCAAUGAACAUGGCAUAAGUCAUGGCAAAUGUUUAGAAUUGCAGUAAAUUAGCUUUAAAACUGAAUGUUAUUAUUUCAACGACAAUGGCAUACUGUGUUGAAUUUUAGGACAUGAAGUUCUCUCCGCCCCGUGGCAUAAUGAGUAAAAUUGCAGAACAUUAACUUUAAAGCUCCAAAUGUUUCUCUUCGCCGCCAUGAGCGGGGCCACUAAAAUGUUUUGUCGGUGAGGUGGGCAAAUCUCGCUUAGGGCCCUCAAAAUGCUUGGAACUGCCGUAAUUUACUGUAUCACACAUUGAAACCUGGAUUGUGUUACAUGCCUAUCCAUAAUAUCUGUUAAUAUGUUAGUAUUUUUAUUUGGGGAUUUUGGAGGUGUCCGGGGCAUACUCCCCUUUAAAUAUUUUUAAGUAAAUGCCCAAAUAAAUAUACACUAUUUAUAUAUAUUCUGUCAUCUGUGUGAUACCUCCUUCCAUAACGGUUUGAUAAAAUUGACUAAAUAAAAUAUAUUUGUGAUCAAAAUCGAUAGAUACAGACAAUUAAAAAUAAAUAAAUAUAUAACAUAUUCACACAAUGCAAAAAACAGGUAAAUAGGAAAUUAAGAUAAAUUCAUCGAAAUUAAGUCAUUAAGAUCCAGUGGUAUUGAUAAGACAUUUUUCUUGGUGAAAUUCAUCUUGUGUUUAAAAAAACUGUGGAAAAAAGUCUAAUGUUAAUUUAACAAUUUUUGCGGCAAAAGUUAUCAACCCCAAAAGCCCAAUCUUAUAGCAAAAGUAUUGAUAUUGAUAUUUCCCACAUACUUUGUUACAAGCUACAAAAUAUAACAUUUUGGUUUUAAAAAUGUUUACAUUGUUGGCAAAACUGAAAAAUAUAGAUGACCUAAAUGCUAAAUUUCUCCAUGUUUACUUGUUAUUUUCCAAGUUCCCAGUUUAAUUUAAAUUUACUCAGCACAUCAGUCGCUCCUACAAUGUGCAGUGUUGUAGACACAUUCUAGCCUUGAAGUCCAAUGACUGCGGAGUGGUUAAGAUGUAAAUGGUGUGAGAACACAACUUCAUUACAUUGUUUUCCAGUUACAAUGAGCUUAUAUCCUGUUUCGAUGCACACUUGAGCCCAGCGGUCAGGGUGGUCGAUUAUGCUAUGGGGGAUGGCUUUGUUUGUUGAAAAGGGGUGGCUCCCCCCUCACCUCCCAUAUACAUUGUACACACUGUGCAUAGAUCUUUCUAUUGUGUUAUUGACUGUACGUUUGUUUAUGUGUAACUCUGUGUUGUAGUUUUUGUCGCACUGCUUUGCUUUAUCUUGGCCAGGUCGCAGUUGUAAAUGAGAACUUGUUCUCAACUGGCCUACCUGGUUAAAUAAAGGUGAAAUAAAAAAAUUAAAUAAAAAAAUUCCUCUUCAAUGACACCUUUAAGUUAGUAAAUACAAAUCCUAUGUUUUUUGCUCCAUUUGAAAUGGUCUCUUCUGUAAAGCAAAAAAAGUAAGAAGAAUAAAUUGAAUAC
This is a messenger RNA of Oncorhynchus kisutch (coho salmon), 4278 nucleotides long. Its product is annotated as mucin-5AC-like. The transcript has 17 exons. The record is from RefSeq and is a predicted model, not a curated record. Lineage: Eukaryota; Metazoa; Chordata; Actinopteri; Salmoniformes; Salmonidae. Bases 890 to 2386 code for a protein of 498 amino acids.